This is a messenger RNA of Lagopus muta (rock ptarmigan), 3942 nucleotides long. It is a transcript of the gene ITPK1, whose product is annotated as inositol-tetrakisphosphate 1-kinase. The record is from RefSeq and is a predicted model, not a curated record. Gene Ontology annotation, molecular function: ATP binding; inositol-1,3,4-trisphosphate 5-kinase activity; inositol-1,3,4-trisphosphate 6-kinase activity. Gene Ontology annotation, cellular component: cytoplasm. Gene Ontology annotation, biological process: inositol trisphosphate metabolic process. The coding region runs from base 241 to 1464 and encodes 407 amino acids. Lineage: Eukaryota; Metazoa; Chordata; Aves; Galliformes; Phasianidae. The transcript is spliced from 11 exons.
GAGGAGGAGGAGGAGGAAGCGGAGGCGGCCGCGGAUAGCGGGCAAAUGGGGAGCUGAGCGGCUGCAGCAGUACCGCGCAGCAGCGGCAGCAGCAGCAGCAGCAGCAGCGAGAGCAGCGAGAGCAGCGAGAGCAGCCGGCGACGGCCGUCGCUCCCCAGACGCCGAGCGCCAACUGCAGCCGGGCUGCCCCGGGCCGAUCCGCCCCGCGAGCGGGCGCCCUCCGCCUCCCGGAGAGGCACCAUGCAGACCUUCCUCAAGGGGAAGCGGGUGGGCUACUGGCUGAGCGAGAAGAAGAUCAGGAAGCUCAAUUUCCAGGCCUUCGCCGAGCUGUGCCGGAAAAGAGGAGUAGAAGUAGUACAGCUUGAUCUCACCAAACCUAUUGAAGACCAGGGCCCUUUGGAUGUGAUCAUACAUAAGCUGACAGAUGUCAUCCUCGAAGCAGACCAGAAUGACAGCCAGUCACUGGAGUUGGUACAGAGGUUCCAGGAGUAUAUUGAUGCUCAUCCAGAAACCAUUGUCCUGGACCCUCUUCCAGCUAUUCGUACGCUUCUGGACCGAUCCAAGUCUUACGAGCUCAUUCGACAAAUAGAGGCAUACAUGCAAGAUGAGAGGAUCUGUUCACCACCCUUUAUGGAGCUGACAAGUGCCUGUGGAGAAGAUACCUUGCAGCUUAUAGAGAAGAAUGGACUGGCAUUCCCAUUCAUUUGUAAAACCAGAGUGGCCCAUGGAACCAACUCUCAUGAGAUGGCGAUCAUCUUCAACCAGGAGGGUCUGAAAGCUGUCCGCCCGCCUUGUGUCAUUCAGAGCUUCAUCAACCACAAUGCUGUGCUGUAUAAAGUGUUUGUAGUUGGGGAAUCCUACACAGUGGUGAAAAGACCAUCUUUAAAGAACUUCUCUGCUGGAAUCUCAGACAGAGAAUCAAUAUUCUUCAACAGCCACAAUGUCUCAAAGCCAGAAUCAUCAUCUGUCUUAACAGCGCUGGAUAAAAUCGAAGGAGUGUUUGAGCGGCCAGAUGAUGACGUCAUCCGGGAAAUCUCUAAGGCACUGCGGCAAGCUCUGGGAGUUUCCCUCUUCGGAAUCGAUGUCAUCAUUAACAAUCAGACCGGGCAGCAUGCAGUCAUCGAUAUAAAUGCAUUCCCAGGUUAUGAGGGCGUUUCCGAGUUUUUCACAGAUCUCCUGAACCACAUAGCUGCUGUCCUGCAGGGUCAGGCACCUGAGGUGACCCAGCUAAACCGUAGCAAGCUCCUGGCUGAGCAGACCGGCGGGAUGAUGGACGAGCGGAUAUGCUGUGCGAGCACGGGCUGUCUCAGCGUCAUGGGAAAAGACUCCUCCUGGAUUGUGGAGAGCGAGACCAACAGCUCAGUAAAACUGCAACACCAGAGACUAGGCUGCAACUCUGCAGUGUCCCCCAGCUUCCAGCAGCACUGCGUCGCCACGUUGGCCACGAAAGCUUCCUCCCAGUAACUUGCUGAUGCCAUGGACUGAGGAAAAAGCCGCAGGGAUACAAAUUGUGGUCCCAGAACCAGAUCAGGCUGUAAAAGUAGAAUUGGGGGGGAAAAAAAAAGGAAAAAAAAAAAAAAAAAAAAGAAAACACAAUACAAAAAAAAAAGCAAAAUAACAAUUAAAAGAAACCCACCUUCCAUUUGAUUUAACCUGAUUUGCUGAUGAAAUGGUCUGAAAAGGAGAGGGUGAGAAAGUGAUUCAGAUCCACUUCAUCAGAUUCCAGUUGUAAAUCUAUAGUGAGUUUACACACACGCAUGGGAUUUAACACUAGACCUUUCAUUGUGGGAGGGUUGCUCUUUUGUUUCUAUUGUUCUUUGUAAUCACUGGUGACCAGCAUUUUAAAAUCGGACCUCAUGGUAUCAAGGAGAUAAUAAUGUUGAAAUGGAAUGUAUGAAUGUAACAGUGCUAGAGAUUUUUGCCUAAAAUACUCCCAUUCCUUUUUCCAGCUAGGCCUUUGCAAAAGAAAGCUAAGACAACUUCAGUAUCACUAAACCAAAUCUCUUGCAGCAUUGUCAGGGUAUUGACAGAGAGCUUGCUGUGAGCCACAGCACUUAGAUGGGACCGAGCAUGCCGGCUGUUAAGGGCUCAGUACCGAGCAGCCGCCCUUCACAGCUUUACCCCAGGCCUCCUUGCUUUAGUCACCAGCAGCUUCUGGCUACACUUGCCAAGAGUGAAAUGUGUCUGAUCCAGGCAGACUAGAGGCUGAAAAAGAGGUGCAGGUAGUUAAGUUGUGUGAUUUAGUUGAUGAAAUGACAUUCUUUCCAUCAUCUGCUAGAAGAGCAGCUCAUCUCUGAGCAGAGAAUUUAAUUCUCCCUACAUUACACUUGUGAGGAUUCCGAGACAGCUCUGCCAAAAGGCUGCCAACCAGAGCCACACAUUCUCCUUACAGCAGUGCACCUGAUCUGGGUGUAACACAAUUGCUGCCUUCCACAGAUCCACGGUGCUGCAGUUUUUUCUUUUGCAAAUGAAAUGUGUGCCGAGUGAGUACCUUUGUGUGAGACAGCAGUUCUAAGUAGCGUAUCGUGCUCCAGGCUGCCAAGUGAGUCUGUCAGAUGGGCUGUGUGGUAAUUUACAGUGGUGCUUCACACUAUUUGUAAGCGAUAGUGCAGCCACCUUCUGUCUCUUGAGAUGUGCAGUAAACCUACAGUGUUCACCUGCUAUUGCAUCUUCUAGCAUGGCAGCAUCUUCUGCUGUUGAGCAUUCCUGCAGCUUUUGCCAAUUCUGAACACUAAACUGGAAGUAACCAACUCUAUCAGUGCUGAGAACAUAGACACUAUUUUGGUAGACUGAGUGGCCUUCUCUUUCCCAUAUAAGCCCUAAAAUAUAUUUAAGAGGCGUGGUGGAAAGAAAAUGUCCUUAAUUCAGCUCAUAGCUUACAGGUAUGGUAGUCUCCAGCUUUCUAUAGCGGAUAUUUGUAAAGCACCCAUCACUGCAGCAUUUAAUGCCCAUUUGUUAGUAUCCUGUAUUAGAUUGAAAGGAAAUGCAUUACCACUCAAAAGGAAAUGAUCAAGAGCUUAAAGCUUGGGCAGACCAUGGAGAGAGCAGUAGAAAGCGUCACCAUCCUAACCUGAUGGUACCGGUCCUGGAGGAGAUGGCAUUAUGAAGAACAUUGUGUAGCAGUUAUUUUACGCACGCUCAUUUUCCUCUGGGAGAGAUUGGGUUUGUUCCCCAAGUGCCAUUGUAGGAAAAUUUCUGUAGCUGGGUUUGCGUUUCUGAGGACAGCCUACACAAGAGGGAAGGACCUUGUGAGUGUGAUACCUGUAGAAUUGCAGGGUGCACAUAAUUACAGCCAGCUUCCUAUUCUGUUGCAGACUGGCCCUGAGCUGGGCUCUCUUUGCAUUCCCUGUAUGCUUUGAGGCUGCUGAACCCCACAUUGAGUGCAGCUUGCAGGUCUGGGUUGUAGUGGUGUGAGUGAGUCAGAUGUACAUAGAUGUGGGUUUAUACGAGUAUUCACGAUAGACCAAACCUUUCAUAAAGCCGUGACUGAAAUAAAAUUGACAUCUACAGUUUGGGGUUUGUUUUUGUUUGUUGAAAAUAAAAAGUGUUUUUAUGUUACGUGUGUAACAAAAGAUACCCUCAGGAAGAAAUUUGCCAGUGCUUAUUUUUGUAUGGUACUUUCUUGUAACCAGCUGGUGGAGUGUUUGUAGACUUGCCUUUUGCUCCCUUUAUUAUGGCUUGGGGUUGUUUUGUUUUGAUUUGUUUUGUUUUUAAUUUGGUGGUGGGGAAAAAGCGAUGAUGUUAAAGCUGGGUUAGUAACUCAAGACCUUUCAAACUAAGUAUGUUUACAUGAAUCUGAGUGUCGGAUCCAAUUGAAGUGUCUGUAUGCUGUUUCCUAGUUAGAACAUCAAAUGAGAAUUUUAUUUUCCUGGCUGCCUUCUGAAUUUUGGUUGGCCUAUUUUGCACUGCUUUAUUUCUCCAAAAUAAACUACUGAAAUAUAA